Drosophila bipectinata is the source of this 2883-nucleotide messenger RNA. It is a transcript of the gene Men, whose product is annotated as Malic enzyme. Lineage: Eukaryota; Metazoa; Arthropoda; Insecta; Diptera; Drosophilidae. The record is from RefSeq and is a predicted model, not a curated record. Gene Ontology annotation, cellular component: mitochondrion. Gene Ontology annotation, molecular function: NAD binding; malate dehydrogenase (decarboxylating) (NADP+) activity. Gene Ontology annotation, biological process: pyruvate metabolic process; malate metabolic process.
CCCAAAGUCUAUUUAUAUUUGUAAAGUUUUCAAGUGCACUCAUUCGAACUAAAGUAAACGAACUCGACCCACAGCUUAGUUAAUUAAUCAAAAAUCCACCUAAAAUGGGAAAUUCCAGCUCCAUUUGCGCCGAUCGUAAUGCCAUAAGGAAUUUCGAUGAAAAUGGCACGCCGAUUUACCCCACGGCCGCCAAUUCCCAGAGUCCUUCCAAUGGCCAAAUAUCGCCGUUCCUCCAGCCCCACCGCCCCCACAGCCACCACCCAGAAAAAGAGAACCUAAGAGAGCGGGAGAAUGGCUACCCCACUUCCGGUAGCUCUCAGAGCAGCUGCUCACAUUGUCGAACAGCUGAUCCGCUCUCCCGUACCACAACCACCAACAACAAUAAUAACACUCAUGCGCACGCACACACCGAGAAGGCGGGCUGCGAGUGUAGUAGUCGUGUGUGUAAAAAUCAUACGACUACAACCACAACUACACUCGAAUACGAACUUUCCAAUUUCGCAAAACUCACAACACGAAUCACAACGCAAAGCAACGCCGAGGCGGUAGCAGCAACAGCGGACCCGCAACAGCAGCAGCAGCAGUUGGAAAAUAGCGAAAUUACUGGCCACUUGCCACAAGGACUUCCGUUAUCCUCGCGCCAUCACUGGAAUCAGCUGCAGCGCAGCUUGCACGCCCUACACACCCAACAACAGGCAAUCAACAGCAAAAUCUGCUUGCAACAGCAACGUUCUUACACCACCAACAACAACAACGACACUACACAGUGCGAAAACAUGAGCAAGCCAGUGAACUUGGAGAAAUACGCUCCCCGCGAUCGUCUGGGGCUUUGGGGCACUGGUGAUAAUGAGGUAGUGGGCAGCAUCUCUGGACUUGAUCGUCUCUAUGGAAAGCGUUACGCCAAGGGUCUGGCCUUUACCCACGAGGAGCGCCAGCAAUUGGGCAUCCACGGACUGCUGCCGUACGCUGUGCGUGAUACUGCGGAACAGGUUGCCCACGCCCGCCAGCUGCUGGAUCGACUGGAGAAUGAUUUGGACAAGUACAUGUACCUGAACAACCUGGCCGAGCGCAACGAGCGCCUCUUCUACAAUGUCCUCAGCUCGGACAUUAGCUACACGAUGCCACUGGUGUACACGCCCACUGUGGGUCUGGCCUGCCAGAAGUUCAGCCUGAUCUUCCAGUCUCCCAAGGGCAUGUUCAUCUCCAUCAAGGAUAAGGGUCAUGUCUACGAUGUGCUUAAGAACUGGCCGGAGCAAGAUAUCCGGGCAAUUGUGGUUACAGACGGAGAGCGCAUCCUGGGCCUUGGUGACUUGGGAGCCAACGGCAUGGGUAUCCCCGUGGGCAAGCUCUCCCUGUACACCGCUCUGGCCGGUAUCAAGCCCUCCCAGUGCUUGCCCAUCACCCUAGACGUGGGCACCAACACCGAAUCUCUGCUGGAGGAUCCUCUGUACAUUGGUCUGAAGGAGCGCCGCACCACUGGCACCAUUUACGAUGAGUUCAUCGACGAAUUCAUGCACGCCUGUGUCCGCCGAUUCGGUCAGAACGUUCUGAUCCAGUUCGAGGACUUUGCGAACGCCAACGCCUUCAGACUGCUCUCCAAGUACCGCAACUCGUUCUGCACCUUCAACGACGACAUCCAGGGCACCGCUUCAGUGGCCGUCGCUGGUCUGCUGGCUUCCCUGAAAAUCAAGAAGACCAAGCUGAGCGACAACGUUCUACUCUUCCUGGGAGCUGGCGAGGCGGCUCUGGGUAUCGCCAACCUCUGCCUGAUGGCCAUGAAGACCGAAGGUCUGACCGAUGAGGAAGCCAAGUCCCGCAUCUGGAUGGUGGAUAGCCGUGGAGUGAUCAUCCGUGAUCGUCCAAAGGGUGGUCUCAACGAACACAAGCUGCACUUCGCCCAGGUGCACGAUCCCAUUGAUUCCCUCAGCGAGGCUGUUCGUAAAAUCCGCCCCAAUGUCCUGAUAGGAGCUGCUGCCCAGGGUGGAGCUUUUACCCAGGAGAUCCUCGAGAUGAUGGCUGAGAUCAACGAGACGCCCAUUAUCUUUGCUUUGUCGAAUCCCACCAGCAAGGCGGAGUGCACCGCCGAGGAAGCCUACACCCACACCCAGGGUCGUUGCAUCUUCGCUUCUGGAUCCCCGUUCGCCCCGGUCACUUACAACAAUCGGAAAUACUAUCCUGGCCAGGGAAACAACUCUUACAUUUUCCCCGGAGUGGCACUCGGCGUUCUGUGCGCCGGCAUGCUGACCAUUCCCGAGGAGGUAUUCUUGGCCUCGGCGGAACGUUUGGCGGAGCUGGUCUCCAAGGACGACUUGGCCAAGGGCAGCCUGUACCCACCACUAAACAGCAUUGUCAACUGCUCGAUAGCCAUCGCCGAGAAGGUUGUGGAGUACGCCUAUAAGAACGGACUGGCCACUGUCCAGCCCGAGCCGGCCAAUAAGGUGGCCUUUAUCAAGGCCCAGAUGUACGAUCUGGAUUACCCGCGCUCUCUGCCCGCCGUCUACAAGCUGUAGGAUGCAGGACGAGAGUCCAUUAUUCCAUCACAGAUAUUCGGCGAGGGCAGCGAGCAGUAACCAUGUUAUUUAUUUUAUAAUGUCGCACAUCUGUCGCCUAACAAAUAGCUAAAUUGUAACGCGCCUAUUUUACCCCACUUACCCCUAACCACUACACACUAUCCACACCAUUCUAGCCCCUGUUCGCAGCCCAAAUGAUCAUGUUUAGGAACCAAAAAGAGUGUCACCGAAAUUGCAGCGAAAUAUUUUUUAUGAUGUUGACUCUAUGUAAAUGGGAUAUUGAUCUAUAGAUGUGUAAACAAAUUUCUAUGUAAUCUUCAACCACACAAACUACUCUAAGUAUCUACAAAUAAAAAUAAAUAAAUAUAUUCAA